Molecule: messenger RNA, 951 nt
Organism: Nannospalax galili (Upper Galilee mountains blind mole rat)
Lineage: Eukaryota; Metazoa; Chordata; Mammalia; Rodentia; Spalacidae
Product: olfactory receptor 502-like
Exons: 2
Coding region: 1-951 (316 amino acids)
Biological process (GO): sensory perception of smell; G protein-coupled receptor signaling pathway
Cellular component (GO): membrane
Molecular function (GO): G protein-coupled receptor activity; odorant binding; olfactory receptor activity
Source: RefSeq, a predicted model, not a curated record
AUGGCUUUCCUGGGGAAUGGGAAUCACACUGCCGUGACAGAGUUCGUUUUGCUUGGCUUAACAGACAACCCAGUCCUUCGAGGCAUUGUCUUCAUCAUCAUCCUGUGCAUCUACCUGGUGACCCUGUCUGGAAACCUCAGCACAAUUCUGCUAAUCAGAGUCUCUCCUCAGCUCCAUCACCCCAUGUACCUUUUUCUGAGCCACUUGGCUUUUGCUGACAUUGGCAUUUCCUCUUCUGUCACACCCAAUAUGCUUGCCAACUUCCUGGUGGACAGGAAUACCAUCACCUACCUUAGGUGUGGCAUCCAGCUUGGCUCGAGUACUCUCUUUGGAUCAACUGACUGUCUCAUUCUGGCUGUCAUGGCUUAUGAUCGUUUCAUGGCAAUCUGUAGCCCACUCCCACUGCUUUAUUCAACCAAAAUGACCACACAGGUCUGUGUUCAGCUGCUUAUAGGAUCUUACAUAGGUGGUCUUCUUAAUGCUUCCUCCUGUACCCUUUCCUUCUUUUAUUUUUUCUUCUGUGGACCAAACAGAGUCAAUCAUUUUUUCUGUGACUUUACUCCUUUAGUUGAACUCUCCUGUUCUGAUGUCAGGGUCCCCAAAGUUGUUACCUUAAUUUCUGCAAGCACUGUUCUUUUGAUCACAGUGUUAGUCAUAAGUGUCUCCUACACCUACAUUCUCAUCACCAUCCUGAAAAUGCACUCCGCUGAGGGCCGCAAGAAGGCCUUCUCCACCUGCACCUCGCACCUCACUGCAGUCACUCUCUUCUAUGGGACCAUCAUGUUCAUUUAUGUGAUGCCCAAGUCCAGGUAUUCCGCUGACCAGAACAAGGUGGUGUCUUUGUUCUACAUUAUGGUUAUCCCUAUGUUGAAUCCCAUCAUCUAUAGUCUGAGGAAUCAUGAGAUUGAGGGAGCUCUCAAGAGACAACUUGGUAAGAAAAUAUUUUCAUAG